Aspergillus melleus is the source of this 1185-nucleotide messenger RNA. RefSeq lists its product as uncharacterized. The record is from RefSeq and is a predicted model, not a curated record. The transcript has 3 exons. Bases 1 to 1185 code for a protein of 394 amino acids. NCBI's taxonomy places the organism in Eukaryota, Fungi, Ascomycota, Eurotiomycetes, Eurotiales, Aspergillaceae.
AUGGCAAUCCCUGACGACAUUCUGCUCGCCGAUGCUGCGGGCACAAUCCCUUCGGAUGUAUCGCUCGAGCAUCUGGCAGAGUCGCGCGAUCGCCCGGCCAAGGUAGCCAUCAUCUUCAUGGUCUGCCUAGCUGGCGUACUGAUGCUCGUCCGUCUGUAUGCACGGACAUGGCUGGUGAAGAAGAUCGGCAUGGACGAUAUCCUGGCCGUGCUCACGAUGAUAAUCUACAUCGCCUUCGUCAUCCUCUCCAUAAUCCUCAUCGACCUCGGAAGCGGUCGCCACAUGGAAUACAUCCAAUACGUGCUAUCGAUGUCCACCGUCCGCGAGACCGAAGUGCUCGACUUCGUCGCCCACGUUCUCUACACCACGGCGCUGUUCUUCUGCCGUCUCUCUGGUCUCGCAUUCUAUCAUCGACUGGCCGCCCGGUCCGGCAAACUGCAUCUCGCCAUCCAGAUCGCCGCCGUGUUCCUUCUCGCCGCCUACCUGCCCCAGCUCUUCCUGCUGAUCUUCCACUGCCGUCCGGUUACCGGCUUGUGGCCGUACCCCUGGCAGCAGGAACCCGUGCAAUAUACAUGUCUGUCCUGGGGUCUUGUGUAUUCUGUUAACUCGGGCUUGUCGUUGACUUGCGACGUCCUCAUGUUCAUCAUCCCAGCUAUCCUUAUUAAGAACCUGCAUGUGUCGAUGAAACGGAAAGCCCAGCUCUCGUUGGUUAUGUUUCCUGGUGUACUCGUAAUCGUCAUCUCUACGAUUCGCGUCUACCUCGUCGCGCGCGGCCAAUGGGCCGAAGACGGCAGCUGGGCAUACAACCCAAUGAUGGGAAUCGAGAACGCCGAGAUCGCAGGAACAUUAAUCGCGCUGUCCGUGCCCGCGCUGAAGCCCGUGUUCGGGAACCUGUUCAGCCAUCUAACCGAGUAUACGACGUCGAGUCGCAACAACCGGUCCGGGUCGGCGCAUUUGCGGACGCAAUCGACGCGCAUGCGGUCCACCGCUGUGAGGGAUAGUAAGCGGCUCCUGGGGUGGUCGAAGCAUGGGAAUGACGAGUAUGAGAUGAUGGCGUCGGAUAAUGCGUCGAGGGGGAGUCAGGGGUUGGUUGGAGGUGGAGAGCAGGGUGUCGGCAGGACGAGGGAGAAGAGGAUUAAGGUGACGGAGGAAGUGUCGAUUAUCAGGGGGGCUGAAGAUGUUUAG